Tigriopus californicus is the source of this 2714-nucleotide messenger RNA. Its product is annotated as TLD domain-containing protein 2-like. Gene Ontology annotation, cellular component: nucleus. The record is from RefSeq and is a predicted model, not a curated record. The coding region runs from base 926 to 1738 and encodes 270 amino acids. The transcript has a single exon. NCBI's taxonomy places the organism in Eukaryota, Metazoa, Arthropoda, Copepoda, Harpacticoida, Harpacticidae. Gene Ontology annotation, biological process: response to oxidative stress.
CUACGAGCAAGAUUGAGUCUUCCACAGAUUAUCGCCCGAAAACUCGUGAAAGAGGACGCGGGAAAGGGCGCGAACAUCCCAUUUAAGGCCCAUGUUCCACAUGAUGCCUUUGGGACCCUGGCGUUUUUACACGAACAUACGCUCCUUUCAAGCAAGACGGAAAUGGGCCUUCAUGCGUCUGCGUUCCCCCUUUUCCAAGAAAACCUCGGGAUUCUGUCUGAGCUCAAAAGAAAGUGGAUCUGGAGGAGCAGCAUAGGAGGAAGAAUGCGUUUCCAUCUGUCGCUCUUCUUCUAUGGAGGUAGAUACUCGUAUUAUGGAGUCAGCUGUCGCCAAACGGCGAGUCCGCUCGAUUUUCUCUCCCGAUAUCUGUGGACUUUGAGCAAGGCCUGCCUUAAGUGAAGCGAGCAAAGUCUGACUGAGGAGGACUUGCUACGAGACUGAAGGCCCAUCACUGGUCCAGCUACUGGCCUUGUUCUUUUAGGAAAAGAGGGCACUACCGUACCAUUGCCGUAAGUAACAAACGCAGGAACCAAAACAUCCAGGGAUCUGCAGGCUUAGGAUUCAUCUGCGCAAUUCGGGGAAAUCAUCUUACAUGGGCAAGUUCUGGUCCACACACGGUUGUUUCUAUCGGCUCCUGAGUUGGAUGAUCGUCUUGUUUCCAUGUCAAACUGAUUCCGAAUUUCCUCAGUGGAGUGACAAGCAAGACCCAAGCAAACCAUUUGCCAUCACGUGACGUUAUACCUUGUUUAAUCCUUUAAUUAGCGUUGUGGCAUCAGUGUGAUUGGUGAGAUCUGAGCUUUGUCGUGAAACCACUUGCUCAAAGCAUAUGCAACCAAGCCAUUGAACUGCAUUUAUCUCCGAACUUCAACCUUCCGUCCCAAAGCCAAGAGUGACAUUUAUACGUUGAAUUCCUUGACCAGUCAACAUGGCCAAAUUCUUUCAUGACUCGGUAGACUGGUUUCGGAAAUCCUUUUCCGAACAUGACGGCAUCAGACAAACCAAUAGUCUAGAUCUCCCGUCCCAAGGCUCUUGUCAAGACAGCCCGACCCCAAGAAAGCCCCGAUCCAUCAGCACGAGUGGCGUACCUGGAUUUGGACCCUUGGACUCGCUGGACGAGGGUGAUUUAUAUAUGAUGCCCGAAAUUGACGGAGAGUUGUCCAUAUUCACCGAGGAAGAAGUGGAAGCCUUAUGUCACCAUCUCCCUCCUCGUCUUAGCGGUGCUUCUUGGAUCCUUCGUUUUUCGACUGAAAAGGAUGGAUUUUCUUUGAACAGCAUUUACCGGAAACUCGAAGAUUUUAGGAGCCCUACCCUCUUGGUGAUCCACGACACCCGGAACUUCCGUUUCGGCGCCUUGGUCUCUGACUCAUUUCGUAUCCUGGAGUCCUUCUACGGCACCGGUGAGUCCUUCUUGUUCCGAUUACCCAUAGGAGAGACGGCGGACUCUGAUGCAGAAGAUUUGUCACCUACCUCAGGCGCACAUGCAGAUGAAGAUCUGGAGGAUUCUGAAAGCAAACUGCCCAACAUACAAGUUUGGAGAUGGUCCACUAAAAACGAGUAUUUCAUCACUUGUAGUCCUCAGUCGCUUUCCAUCGGUGCCGGAGACGGACAAUUUGGUUUGACCAUUGACAGUGACCUACACCAUGGUCGAACCGAUCAUUGUGCUACUUAUGAUAAUGAGCCCUUGGAUCCCCAUAAGGAUUUCAACGUAAAGUCUGUGGAAGUAUGGAACUUCCGCUAAUAAGCGCUUACUCUUCAAUUCCCAUGCCCAAGUCUCAUUGUGUCAGAUCAGCUAAGCACUGGAACUCCGUUGCUUCCAGCGUCCCACCCAAGGUUGUUUACCAAAACCAGGAAAUGUGUCAAUUUAUUUGAUUGUCUAGAGCUUAUGGCCUUAUGCUUAGCUAUACCAUUGACCCGUAGGUUGUGCAACCUUGUCAUUUAGUCAUUCGUCGUCGGCUAAAACGGUUUGAUGUUGAAAGGUGUUCAUUUUAAGUUCAGUCCGACGCUCAAUCCUACCUAGCAACAGACCCGGUGUUCGCCUUCAAAGAAUUAACAAUGAGAGCACAAUCUCCACCGAAAUUUGUCCGUGUCAUUGUUCCAAGCAUGAUAAUUGUAUAUAAUAAGUGCCAAAAUCAGUAGCCGUUGACUGUGAAUAGGACACUCGCUUGAUGCCCCUCAGCCAAUCAAUCCGAUGGAAAAAAGCAACUUCAAAACUCCGACAAUGGAAUUCUCUCAGAACCACAGAAAGCAACCAAUUGCCUUCAAAUUCUUCCAAAAUCGAAUGUUGGAAACUCAAUCUGUGAGCCGAAUCAUCUCGGACCAAUGCAAUCCCAUUUACUCGUACCCUAUUUGAAUUCCUUUCGAGUACUCGAGUCGAGUGCUUGAGAUGACACAUUUUUCAGAAAUGCCAGCCAAGUGCUUGGUUUCCUCGACUUGGAGAGUAUUUUCCGUUUACAUGGCGAGACGUUCAAAGUUGGAUCUUCAGCGAGAAGCUUGCCCAAUCACAACCAGCUUUGAGUUCUUUAGAGAUAAUAGCGAAGUCUGAGUAGCCAAUUUAUAUCAAAUGCACAUACACGACUACAAUUAUAACUAUUAAAAACAUACUUAAGCUAACAAAUAGUGAGUGUAAGCGAUAUAUUGUAUUACCUAUUGUAUGGUAUUAGUACAUACAUAGUACUGUGCGAAUGACCAUUGACAAUAAAGUGUUCCCGAAACAA